Molecule: messenger RNA, 2550 nt
Organism: Theileria equi strain WA
Lineage: Eukaryota; Apicomplexa; Aconoidasida; Piroplasmida; Theileriidae
Exons: 5
Coding region: 1-2550 (849 amino acids)
Cellular component (GO): Set1C/COMPASS complex
Molecular function (GO): histone H3K4 methyltransferase activity; protein binding
Source: RefSeq, a predicted model, not a curated record
AUGUCAGACUUCCUGGCGGACUAUUUGCUCAGGGAACAUCUUCCUUCGGACAAUUUCCUCUUUUACAAUGAUUGCUAUUACAAGGGUUCAAGGAAUGCCCCGUUUUUCGACUCUAAAAUUGUCCCUCUCUACGAAGGACUAGAUGUAAGCCAUGGAUUCAAGUUAGGAUACUAUAAAAGCGCCAGUGGUAGCCGUGCUUCUCUCUAUACUCGGUACAGCAUCCCAAAAGAGGAGUUUGCACACGAGCUUGACGUUGUAGCGCCCUUGGAACCAAAUUAUGACGUACAAUCUGACCAAAACCCUCAACAUCUUGUCAAAGAGGAGCCAAUGGACUCAGAUUCCGAUCAAAAUCUAGAGGAUAAAUAUGACACUGAAAAAAUUGCAGACAAAGAUGGCACCAGCAGCGUUUUCAAGCAACUUGAACACGGUUCUAACAAUUCCACAAGUUCAUGGUUUGAAAGAUCUGUCCUACAGCCUUAUGAACCUGCAAUGAGAAGGGUGGUAAGACGGGCAAAUUUUACUGAUUCCAGCCGUUUUGAAGGUUGCCAACCUUUGAUCAAACACCAAAACACUUCAGACACACAAAAAAUUGAUAUUUGUGGUAUGGAUAAUGGUAAAACAGGUGCAGAAAAGUUGAAUUCCAUGGCUGGACAGGAGAAUAUCCCAGCAGAACAUGACAAUUCAAGGGUUCUUGUGGAACACAGGUGGUCACAUUUGUUCAGGAAGGAGGUCAAGGAGUCCCGUACAAAUGAAAAGAGAGACUUGGAAUUAUUAUAUCCGGCAAAGGAAUUCCCAUUCACUAAUCUGUACACUUCAGAUAGUCCACAGGAAUUACAUGGACCUGCGAAACGUCAAAGUGUAACAAAAUACAUCGCAAACAUCCCUCGCUCUCAUAUUCCAUCCGUUGGAAUCGCUCCAAUAGACAUGAAAACCCUUGUUUUGAGCGCAAAGGUUCUAAGGAUUUUGCUAUUACAAUGUGAAAAGGGUGAAAUGGGAAAUAUUGGCGAGAUUGUAAAAUCGUGGCUAAACUAUGAAAUAGAAGGCAUAAAUCUGUUUGAACUGAAUAAAACUCUUACAGAGUAUAUACAAUGGUUCAAAUCUAGACACUCGGCUUGGGAACCAUUCUCUCACGAGUGCAUUGACUACUUGUUUGAAUUUUACAAGAUUGAUGAGCUAGUAGUGCAACUAAAGAGGGUAGUCCCUGGAACGUCUUCCAUGCUGCUUUACAAAGUUCUUCUAUCGGUAUCUUCUUCCCUUUUCAUGACAAAGCCAACUGAGUCGCUUUUUUCAAAAACUGCUCGCUUCAAUCGUAUCUUUGGUCGUGUACCCUCGAACAAUAAAAGAGAAGAUCAGAUUAUCAAGAGUGUUUCUUACUACUUUUCGCAGCGCGAUGAUCAUUGCAAUAUUUGUCAAACGAAUAACACUCAAUCUCCAACAAUAAUGCACGAAUACAUAAAUUUUGGAGGUUCCCCGGUUACUCAACUUGACAUGGAAUUAGGAACUUGGUCUCAUUCAACGUCAUUUGCAACAUGUUCCCUCUUGGAUAUUCCAACGUUGUAUUCUCAACAAGUGCAAUAUUCUACCAAAAAAUACUUGAGUCUAAUAGAGGAUAAGAACGUUAACAAGCAAGUGAGGAAUAACAAUUACAAACUUGAAAGGAUAUUUUCCUCCGAUACAUCUGUCUUGCAAGAUUGUGAUAACGAUCAAUGUGAUGAGCACCUUGAUUUGGUUUCAACAGAUUCAGACACUACUGUGGCAAAUAAACUUCCAAAUUACAAAGGAUUCACACAUUUAAAACUGGAGUUCUCUUGUCCAUAUGCUAACAUCGAGUCACACACAAACGAUGACAAGGACACUUUGGAUAAUAUAAGACCAAUCGUAAAUAUACUCUAUUCCAAAGAUGAAAAAUAUUAUCUCGCACCAACAAAUGGGUUCCACCUUUAUGAAGAUGGCUAUCCUGUGGAGAAUAUUUUGAUACAAUCCGCCAGAAAUAAUCUCUUUGGAUUUGAGUACACUAACAUCAGGAAUUCCAUCCUAAUGGAUAUUAUAGCUAGCAACAAACAACUCUCUGGGACAGUAAAGCCUUCUUUUCUUCUAAAGGCCAAACAUGUCACCAUUGGAAAGUCCAAGAUACACGGAUAUGGUCUGUUUGCCGUACAGCCGAUACCAAAGGGGGAGCUUAUUUUGGAAUAUGCAGGAGUUGUAAUUACCGAACACCUUGCAGACAUACUAGAACGAGAAUAUGACGCCACAAUUGGAGGAAGCACGUAUCUAUUCAGGUUGGAUCAAAAUUACAUUGUCGACUCUACUCUGUUUGGAAAUUCUGCGAGGUUUAUAAAUCAUUCCUGCAACCCAAACACAAUGACAACAAACUUUGCCUGUAUUGAAGAUGAUGGAUUCGGGACACAUGUAGGAGUUUAUGCUUCCAGAGAUAUCCUGGCAGGAGAAGAGUUAUAUUAUAACUAUCGCCUCUCAGAAGGAUCAAAUAAGAAGGAAGUAUGCUACUGUGGAGAUGAAAUGUGCCAAGGAUACAUGUCAAUCACAAAGUAA